AUGAGCGGCUGCACCGGGAGGAGUCUGCUGGAGCAGGAUGUGAGCUCCCAGCCCAGGAUUGCUGUUGGGCAGGCGGCUACAGAACACUCCCUUGUGAACACUUCCACCACUGCGGAGCCUUCCAAGCCUACCUCCUGCUGUGUGGUGAUCUACCUGCAGCGGGAGAUUGGGGGGGGGGGGGACACAUGUCUAUGCCCAGCCUCAGGUGCCAAGCCCAAGCUAAGUGGCUUCAAGGGAGGAGGGCUGGACAACAAGUACGUGCAGCUCAAUGUAGUCGGCUCCCUGUACUACACCACGGUGCGGGUACUCACCCAACGUGACACCAUGCUCAAGGCCAUGUUCAGUGGGCGCAUGGAGGUGCUGACUGACAAAGAAGGCUGGAUCCCCAUAAACCGAUGUGGAAAGCACUUUGGCACCAUUUUGAAUUACCUCCGAGAUGACCCUAUUACCCUCCCUCAAAACCGGCAAGAAAUCAAAGAAUUGAUGGCUGAAGAAAAAUAUUACCUCAUUCAGGGCCUGGUGAACAUGUGCCAGACUGCCCUGCAGGACAAGAAGGACUCCUACCAGCCUGUGUCCAACAUCCCCAUCAUCACAUCCCUGAGGGAGGAGGACAGGCUCAUCAAAUCCUCCACCAAGCCCAUGGUGAAGCUGCUGUACAAUAGAAGCAACAACAAGUAUUCCUACACCAGCAACUCUGAAGACCACCUGCUGAAAAACAUACAGCUGUUUGACAAGCUGUCCUUGCGCUUCAGUGGCCGCGUGCUCUUCAUCAAGGAUGUCAUCGGUGAUGAGAUCUGCUGCUGGUCCUUCUAUGGCCAGGGUCGUAAGCUGGCAGAGGUGUGCUGCACGCACUCCAUCGUGUAUGCCACAGAGAAGAAGCAGACCAAGGUGGAAUUUCCAGAGGCCCGAAUCUAUGAGGAGACACUCAAUGUCCUUCUACUCUAUGAGACCCCCCAAGUCCCUGACAACUCCUUGUUGGAGGCCACAAGCCGGAGCCGCAGCCAGGCUUCCCCCAGUGAAGAUGAGGAAGCCCAUGAACUGCGGGAUCAUGUGCGCCGCAUCCAUGUCAAGCGCUAUAGCACCUACGAUGACCGGCAGCUCGACCGCCAAUCUGCACAUCGUGACUGAUAAGACCUUCAAGGAGAUGGGGCACAGGAGGCCCUGUCUCCUGCCCUCUGCAGCCCCACACUGCAACUGCCUGGUUGUCUGCUCCAGCACUCAGAAACAUGACAGGCCCUUCCUGUGAAAUCAAGGGGCCUGGGCUGGGAAGGGCCCAUUCCCUGGCCCUGACUGUUGAGCACUACCAGAUCCAUCUCCCUUCCUGUCCAGCAAGGAGCUACUUCUGUUGUGGGGUGAGCUGACCAGCCUCCCUCCUCCUGCUAAGCACAUUCCCCUCUGGGCCCUAUGCUGAGUGCCCUUCCUCAGCGGAUCCCCACAGGAAUGGCUUCAUUCUGGGGGAAAGCCUGCUUCUGGUGCUGUGGAGGCCCAGUCUUUAUCACAGGUGGGGCUUCUUUUUCCCUAAGGUGUUGAAGCACAGGUUUGAUGAGCUUGAU
Molecule: messenger RNA, 1553 nt
Organism: Marmota monax (woodchuck)
Lineage: Eukaryota; Metazoa; Chordata; Mammalia; Rodentia; Sciuridae
Product: BTB/POZ domain-containing adapter for CUL3-mediated RhoA degradation protein 2-like
Biological process (GO): protein ubiquitination; proteasome-mediated ubiquitin-dependent protein catabolic process; protein homooligomerization
Cellular component (GO): Cul3-RING ubiquitin ligase complex
Molecular function (GO): ubiquitin-protein transferase activity; protein binding
Source: RefSeq, a predicted model, not a curated record